GGGAGAGGAGGUAUCAAAACGACGACGUAGUAAAUGGCAUCGCUGGGGAACUCCGUUGUUUUUCGGGUGGAUUGUCGAAACUGCCCUCGCGAGUUCAGCAAUGGUCUAGGACUGGGCGUGCUGCUGCCGCCGCCGCCGCCGUCGUUGCCACUGGCGAAACCUUCGCGAGUCUCUUUCGCGUUAUCGAUUCCGGCGGCGUUAUCCACGGAGAUUCCUCCGGAAGGUUACAGAAGAAAUGUCGGGAUUUGUCUCGUCAACACUUCGAAAGAGAUAUUCACGGGGUCGAGGAUACGAAUUCCGCACACAUGGCAAAUGCCCCAGGGUGGUGCUGACGAGGGGGAAGAUUUGAGAAAGGCAGCCAUGAGGGAAUUGAGAGAAGAAACUGGGGUUACCUCAGCUGAAUUUCUUGCAGAAGCACCUUAUUGGCUUACUUAUGAUUUCCCAAGCCAAAUCAGAAUCAAACUUAAUCGUCGAUGGGGGUCAAAUUAUAAAGGUCAAGCACAGAAGUGGUUUCUUUAUAAGUUUACUGGAAAAGAGGAAGAGAUAAAUCUUUUGGGUGAUGGAUCUGAGAAGCCAGAAUUUAAUGAAUGGUCAUGGAGGUUACCUGAACAACUGCUAGAGAUUGCUGGGGAUUUCAGGAAGCCUGUAUAUGAACAAGUUUUCAAAGUAUUUAGCUCCUAUUUUUCUGUUGAUGCUGAUGAAGAAGACUGCUUAUCAGGAAAGGAAACUAAUGGUAAAGAGGUGCUUAGGAAGUAAACUUGAAAAACUUUGCAACAGAAGUUGGUUCUUCAUGAUUUUGAACCAUUUUGAUCUGGCAAAACAGAAGAUUAACAUCGUUCGGUUUCUCACAGAAUUCAAGAUUUUUUUUUUUCUUGAAAUAAGUCUUGUUUAUUCAUUGGCAGUUGUUGCCGUUGUAACCGUUUGACAUUAAUUACCCAUGAAUUUCCUUUCGAUACUCAUUUCUCGUGGCCUCUCACAGAAUGAAAGAUGGUUUUCUGU
Messenger RNA from Rubroshorea leprosula, 999 nucleotides. Lineage: Eukaryota; Viridiplantae; Streptophyta; Magnoliopsida; Malvales; Dipterocarpaceae. The record is from the annotation of a GenBank genome assembly.